ACUCAGGCCACCCACGGGGCCCGGGAGCACUGCUGGGUCUGCGCUCUGGAAGGGUGAGCUCGCCGUGGGCCGUGCAGCGGGGGAGUCCGGUGGAGUGGCGCGGGGCGAACGGCUUCAUGGAGGCGCCGGGAAGCGUCCCGAGGCGAGCUGGGCGAGCCAGCUGAACUCUUCCCGAGAGUCCCGCGCGGGUCGGCCACCCGCUGCGAGUGGGUGGCGGGCUUUGGGCGCCAGGGAAGGACGCAGGAGGGACCGGAUCUACCCAAUCGGCCGCAGCUCGGAUCUCCGCCCGCGGUCGGUGCGCGCAGUGUGGCGGGAGGCGCCGUGCCCGGGAAAGGGCGGGUUAAGCGCGGCGCUGCCGAGUCCUCGCGCGCGACACCCGUGCGACUGCCCAGCUGGGAGCCGGCUGGGCUCGCCGAGGAGAACAGUUGUCUGGAGCCAAAGUUGCUUCCUCCUAGGCAACCUGAGCAGCUCUCCCUCUCCCGGGGCCGGCCCCAAGGCCCCGCCAUGGACAGCGAAGGCGAGGUGGAUUUUUCCAGCCACGGCGUCGCCCCUUUGUGGCGCAGACGGUCCACCCCUCCUCUCCAGCUCCUCGGCCGCAGCAAGCCGCGGCCGCAGUCCUACCAGAGCCCCAGCGGGCUGCUGAUCACCGACUUCCCGGUGGAGGAACUGGCCGCGCUGCCCGCGCCGCAGACUCCCGCCCCCCGCGCGCCCGCCGCCCCGGACGGCAGGACGGUGGUGCCCAGAAGCCCCCAGCUCCUGUGCGCGCACCGCAGGCCGGUGGCCAAUGGUCGCACGGUGUCCCCGGACUAUAGAGCUGCUUCUCCUCGACUGCGACGACCCAAGUCACCCCUGGUUCUUCACGCGGCGGCGGCGUCGGGCGGCUCCCCGAAGUCCCCCGCUAAUGGCACGGUGGCCUCGUCCGCGGCGCCCAUGUGCGCCUCGCGGACCCCCUACGCUGCUCCUGACCCCGAGGGGGAUCGCACCGGGGUAACUGCGGGUAAGGUGUCUUCUCCCAUGGCCAAUGGCCUCCUUGGCCCUAAAAACGACUCGCCUGGCUCAGCCUCACCAACUGGUCCGACGGCUAGGGACUUGGAGCCCGGCCCCUGGAGACUCACCCCUGCUCCUCAUGCCGGGUCUUCAGAACCAAAGCUGCCGCUCCAGAGGCUGCCCUCCCAAGGGAGUGAGCUCCCGAGCCCUCCCGUGGUUCUGAGCACCAACAGCCCCGCCGCCCUCAAGAUGGGAAAGCAACAGAUUAUCCCGAAAAGCCUGGCCUCGGAAAUUAAGCUGAGCAAACCCAACAGCCAAAACGCGGAGCCGCACCGGAGGCUCCUCAAGGUGCGCAGCCUGGUGGAGGGGCUGGGGGCACCCCUGGGCCACGAAGGGGAGGAAGGUGAAGUCGACAACGACAUGGACAGCCCGGGCUCCCUGCGGCGAGGCUUGCGGUCCACUUCUUACCGAAGGGCAGUGGUCAGCGGCUUUGAUUUUGACAGCCCCACCAGCUCCAAGAAGAAGAACAGAAUGUCCCAGCCUCUUCUGAAGGCGGUGGUGGAGGACAAGGAGAGGUUCUCCAGCCUGGGGAGGAUAAAGAAAAAAAUGCUGAAAGGACAAGGAACAUUCGAUGGGGAAGAAAAUGCAGUGCUGUAUCAAAACUACAAAGAAAAGGCCCUGGAUAUCGACUCCGAUGAGGAGUCAGAGCCCAAAGAGCAGAAGCCAGAGGAAAAGAUCGUGGUCCACCACAAGCCGCUGAGGUCCACAUGGAGUCAGCUCUCUGCGGUGAGAAGAAACGGGCUGUCUCAAGCGGUGAGCCAGGAGGAAAGAAAGAGGCAAGAGGCCAUCUUUGAAGUCAUAUCCUCAGAGCAUUCCUACUUACUCAGCUUGGAGAUCUUGAAACGGAUGUUUAAAGACUCGAAGGAACUGAGCGACACCAUGACGAAAACGGAGCGGCACCACCUCUUCUCCAAUAUCACGGACGUCUACGAGGCCAGCAAAAAAUUCUUUACAGAGUUAGAGGCGAGACAUCAGAGUAACAUCCUCAUCGACGACAUCAGUGACAUUGUAGAAAAGCACACGGCGUCCACGUUUGAUCCCUAUGUGAAGUACUGCACCAACGAGGUCUACCAGCAGAGAACGCUGCAGAAGUUGCUAGCCACCAACCCCUCCUUCAAGGAAGUAUUGUCACGGAUCGAGUCGCAUGAAGACUGCAGGAAUUUACCCAUGAUCUCUUUCCUCAUCCUCCCCAUGCAGAGAGUGACGCGCCUCCCCCUGCUGAUGGAUACGAUAUGUCAAAAAACACCCAAGGACUCUCCGAAGUACGAAGUCUGCAAAAGGGCCCUGAAGGAAGUGAGCAAGUUGGUUCGCCUGUGCAAUGAAGGAGCGCGGAAGAUGGAGAGGACGGAGAUGAUGUACACGAUUAACUCCCAGCUGGAAUUUAAAAUUAAGCCCUUCCCCCUCGUUUCCUCUUCCCGGUGGUUAGUGAAAAGAGGGGAGCUGGCGGCCUACGUGGAAGACACAGUGCUGUUCUCAAAGAGGAUGUCCAAGCAGCAAGUCUACUUCUUCCUCUUCAACGACGUGCUCAUUAUCACCAAGAAGAAGAGUGAGGAGAGUUACAACGUCAACGACUACUCCUUAAGGGACCAGCUGUUGGUGGAGUCUUGCGACAGUGAAGAGCUUAGUUCCUCUCCGGGGAAGAGCCCUCCCGCAGUGCUGUACUCAAGACAGAGCUCUGCCGCUCACCUGUUCACCCUGACCGUCCUCAGCAACCACGCCGGUGAGAAGGUCCACAUGCUGCUCGGGGCUGAGAGCCAGAGUGAGCGAGCCCGCUGGAUCACAGCUCUGGGGCACAGCAGCAGCGGGAAGCAGCCGCCAGACCGAACCACUCUGACCCAGGUGGAGAUCGUUAGAUCUUUUACUGCCAAGCAGCCAGAUGAACUCUCCCUACAGGUGGCAGAUGUGGCCCUCAUCUAUCAGCGUGUGGGCGACGGCUGGUAUGAAGGGGAGAGACUUCGAGACGGGGAGAGGGGAUGGUUUCCCAUGGAGUGUGCAAAAGAGAUAACCUGCCAGGCUACUAUCGAUAAGAACGUGGAGAGGAUGGGACGUUUGCUAGGACUGGAAACCAACGUGUAACCUCUUGGAUGGCCAACGGAAUGAAUGCGGGCCGGUCUUCCCAUUAUGACGGUCUGCUUAACUGAGGGAACUUUUGGAAACCCGUGCCUGUAAGCUUGCCAACUUGUUCUGUGCUCUCGGAAGAACAGGUGCAGUUAGUCCACAGAGCUCAGUUUUUGCAUAAGGAUGCUCCUGAAACCUCUUCAGGCCCACUCAACAAGUCCUGGUUCCCUUACUUCCAUCCAUGGUGUUACGUAAGACGCUGUAUUUUGGCUUCUCUGUCUUCGUUUUACCUACAACAUUACUCUCCUCCCACCCCCACCCCCCUUAAGUACCGCAGCAUCGGCAAGUUUGCCUGUAAGGAGUGUCCAUUUUGUGAAUACUUUUUGUGUCUUAGCCUAACGCUGUUAAUUCCCAGAGGAGCUAAUAAGAGUUUAGUGGGUAAGCUGCCGUGUUUUGUAAACCUCUUUCUGCGAAAGGGGGAUUGAUUGACACUUGAACUUUGCCGUCAUUUUCCUCGUUGGAAGGAAAGUGAGGAGCCACCCGGUGAGGAGUUUUCGAAAUCUGUCUCAUUCAGUAUCGGUCCUAGGUAGCGUUAGCUUAAUACACCCGAGCUACUAAGACGACAUGGGCCUUACAGUUCACACGCGGGAGGGCAUCCGGAAGACCGGACAUUACGGGCCAGCUGCUAGAGAGCUGACGUUAAGACUGCUGCUUUGCCUUCGGUAGCGGGCGGCUCCUGAUGGCUCUACUCGUUUUCAGGCAGAAAGUGGCUGCAGCACACGUUAGCAAUCUUAAGGAAGAAAAGGGAGGUUAGAGAGCAUCAAGAGGCCAAGGUUACGGUAUGCCAGAGUUCAUCCCACAGUAAGGAAGUUUUCAAAGACUGGCUGGAGACGUAGUUUCAUCGGGUAGCUGUGACCCUCUCUAUUUCUGUUCACCAAGUAAAAACUAAGCAUGCAUUGCGGGAGGGCUCAGAUCUUUGUCCUGUGUCCAUGCCCCUGUCUAAACAGCACCUAACCCGCAAGGGCCCAGAAGCCCAGGGUGUAGGUGUGCUCGCCUCUGACCCUUCAACCCAUCCACCGCAGCAGUAAGCCAGAGUAGACAUCCCCGGGGCUUUCUCUCUCCACCUUUGAUUUGCUUCCUCUUGCCUCUAUAUGUAUUCCUUGCAAAAGAUAUUCCAGGCCAGCCGGGCGUUGGUGGCGCACGCCUUUAAUCCCAGCACUCGGGAGGCAGAGGCAGGCGGAUCUCUGUGAGUUCGAGACCAACCUGGUCAACAGAGCGAGCUUUCCAGGACAGCCUCUAAAACAAUACAGAGAAACCCUGUCUCGAAAAACCUAUAUAUAUAUUCCAGGCCCCAAAUUCUUGGAGGUAUAAGUAAGUGUGUGAAUGAAGCCAUAGCGGUGGCCCACAGCAAGGGAUGUCCUAAGAGUAUAAAACAGGGAAUGUCUCUCCUCCUCAGUAAUGUCACAAACAGUUUUUAGGAGAAAUGCUAACAAACUGUAGCUUAAUCUAAUGCCAUGUUUUACUUUAGGAUGAAGGUGUUGCUUGCAAGAGGAAUCAUUUUGUAUUAUUUUUUGCUAAUACCGAUUUGGGGCUAUAAAGUAACACUGUGGAUCCUGUGAAUUAAUUUAUAAGUGUUAAACAGUGUGGAAAUAUAUGAACCCUUUAAGUCAAGCAGCUGAACACUGCUAUUAAGAUGUCUCUGUGUAGCAGGUAUUUAACAAUCACAGUGUUUCAUUUCUAUUGUGAUUGGUUUUAAUUUGACACCUUUUUUUUUUUCAAAACUACUUUAAAUGCCUUCUUUGAAAUGUACAGUGACUUCACACCUGCAAAACUGAAAUGUUACUUUUGUUCCAAUAAAUUGAAACUGCUUGUACACUUUCAACAAAGCUUGUGAAUUAUAAAGAUUUUACAUACA
Mesocricetus auratus (golden hamster) is the source of this 5020-nucleotide messenger RNA. RefSeq names its product Rho guanine nucleotide exchange factor 26 (gene Arhgef26). Gene Ontology annotation, biological process: activation of GTPase activity. Bases 505 to 3123 code for a protein of 872 amino acids. The record is from RefSeq and is a predicted model, not a curated record. The transcript is spliced from 14 exons. Lineage: Eukaryota; Metazoa; Chordata; Mammalia; Rodentia; Cricetidae. Gene Ontology annotation, molecular function: protein binding; guanyl-nucleotide exchange factor activity.